UAAAGAAGCGUUGGCUGUUUUUCAUCGAAUGCAGCAUGAAAAUAUAGAUCCUAACGAUGUUACUUUGUUGAGCAUCCUUCCAGCUUGUGCACAUUUAGGUGCUCUAGAUCUUGGCAAGUGGAUACAUGCCUAUAUUGACAAGCAUUAUCAACACUUGAAAAACACUUCUCUAUGGACUAGUCUGAUAAAUAUAUAUGCAAAAUGUGGAGCUAUUGCAGCAGCAAAACAAGUCUUUCAAGGAAUGAAAACUAAAACUUUAGCUUCUUAUAAUGUGAUGAUCUCAGGACUAGCAAUGCAUGGGGAUGCAUAUGAAGCUCUGGAGCUUUUCCGGAAAAUGACAGAGGAAGGAAUGAAACCAGAUGAUGCAAUAUGGGGUUCCUUGCUAGGGUCUUGUAGAAUCCACAAGAAUGUUGAGUUGGGUGAAUAUGCUGCCAAGAAUCUAUUUGAACUGGAACCUGAGAAUCCUGGUGCUUAUGUGCUCUUAUCUAACAUCUAUGCAGGUGCUGGACAAUGGGACAAAGUAGCAUUGAUAAGAACUUUUUUAAAUGAUCAAGGAAUGAGGAAAGUUCCUGGUUGUACCUCCAUUGAGAUUGAUAGAGUAGUCCAUGAGUUUCUUGUUAAAACAUCCGCAAAGCAACGACAUCUAUAAAAUGUUGGAUGAAGUUGAUAGGCUAUUGGAAAUGGCUGGCCAUGUUCCAGAUACAUCAGAGGUACAUUAUGAAAUGGAUGAAGAGUUGAAGGAAGGAAAAUUAAGUCAACAUAGCGAGAAGUUGGCGAUUGCCUUUGGAUUGAUCAGCACAAAGCCUGGGACAACUCUUAGGAUUGUUAAGAAUCUUAGAGUGUGUGGAAAUUGUCACGAAGCAACGAAGCUGAUAUCGAAGAUAUUUAAUAGGGAGAUAUUGCAAGAGAUAGAAAUUGGUUUCACCAUUUCAAGGACGGUUCUUGCUCAUGCAUGGACUAUUGGUGAACUUAUGAAGAUCAAGCAAUUAAUGAUGGCUCAGUUUAUUGCCAGAAUGCUCCCGUGGUAUUAUUAG
Molecule: messenger RNA, 1034 nt
Organism: Lycium ferocissimum
Lineage: Eukaryota; Viridiplantae; Streptophyta; Magnoliopsida; Solanales; Solanaceae
Product: pentatricopeptide repeat-containing protein At1g08070, chloroplastic-like
Exons: 1
Coding region: 606-1034 (142 amino acids)
Molecular function (GO): zinc ion binding
Source: RefSeq, a predicted model, not a curated record